UGGAAUGAUUUUCUAAAUCUUUUGGUUUGUGAAUGAGGUAUUUCAGAUUUUCCUCAAUUUUUUCAUUCUUUUGAUUUUGUUUUAUAAUUUCCUGCUGCCUUGUGAAGUUCCUUGCUUCUAAUUAUUGUAUUCUGGUUUUUAAAGACUGAAUUUUAUCCAUGGCUCUUUGGCCAUCCUCCUUCUGGUCUGAUUUUCUUUGGAGGUCAUCUUUCAUCUUCUUGCCUCAUUUUCAAGCUGAUUAAUUUUGGAUUUCAAGACACUAUUUUCUGUUUCCAGAUGACUUAUCUUGCUUUUUAUGUUCUUUCCCCAGUUGUCUUCAGUCUCUCUUAAUUGUGUUUUGAAUUGUAUUUUCAGUUCUUCCAAAGUCUUUGUCCAAUUUGUUGGAGUUUCUGUGUUUUUGCUUGGUGUUCCUUGAUCUUCCUCUGUUACAUUUGCUCUUUGUUCCUUGCCAGGAUAGAAGCUGUCAAUUGUAAUUUCUUUUUUCUGUUGUUUGCUCAUAUUUCCCCCUUCUCCUUUUCCCCCCUCCCCUCCCCCGUAGUUUCCUAUGGUCUUGCUCCUCUCAUUAUGUGCUGGAUCUGUGGGUUUUGUCUUUUCUGCCAGCCUUCAUCCUUAGAGCUUAGCAAGACUCUCAGAGCAGUCUGUGUGGGACGGGUGUUGGAGUUUGAGCUUCCCUGCCCUUCAAAGGCUUGAUAAGAUUAAUCCCAGUGCUAUAUGGAUUGUCUCAGCUACAAUUGGGCUACCUUCUUUGAGGUUCUCCUCCAGCUGCCUCCCAGCCACCCAUGUUCCAAGCCUUGAGCCUGGCACAGAUUUGCCCAUAGGGUAUUACCUCCUGACUAGCACCCUUGCCUGCCCAGAGAUUCCAGGCACUGCUGGAGGUUCAGUACUAUAGGUGGGGAAGGGGUCCUAGGGCCUUCCUUCUUCCUUCCCCUUAAACUCAAAACUUCUCAAAUUCAGGCUUUUGGGGGGUGUACCUUUUAAGUUGAGUCCCACAGGAAGGUUCCUUAGCUCUGUCCUUUUGUUAGCUUUGUUUUUUAGUCCCCUAGGAGCAUUUGUUUUUUAAUUGGUGAGGAAGGGUUUUCUGAGGUCUGAAUUUUCACUGCCUCUCUGCUGCCAUCUUGACUGCCCCCUGGUGAGUUUCUAAGAAUCUUCUAGUGGACCUUUUAUCAUUUAAAUAUUUCUAAGAUUUUUACUAAACAUUAUCAUUCAAGUUUCAGAAGCCAUACCAAAGCUCCUUUCUAGGUAGGAUUCAUCCUUUUCUGUUCUCCUCUCAAAGUAAAAGUGCUACUUCUCUCAUUCUCAGAGUAUGUAUGUAUAUAAACAACAAUAUUUGCCCAGAUUACAUCUACUGAUAUACUCAAAUUUAAGGAAUUGAGAAACCCACAACUGUAAGAUUUUGUCAUGUGGGAGACCAUUCAGGUGGGGUUCUACCUGGAAGGCAAAACUUAACUGAGACUGGUAAGGAGAGGAUAGGAUGUGGUAAGCCUCAGAACGGAGUACAUAAAUUUAAUAAUUUAAAACCAUUUCCUUUAGGAACUUUACCCCUUUCCUUGCAGAUCAUAAUUUGUUUAUAUUUACAAGAAAAGACUCCAAUAAUUCCCUAUCUCCUCUACCUAAAAAGAGACAAAGCAUUUUUUCCCUUUGGGAGCUGUAAUUUAUUUAAUUUGUUCUUUAAAAUGGGUCCUCAGAAAGUUCCUCUAUAGAGCUUCUCGACAUUGAUUACAUUAGAAGCAGAGAUCAAUUUUCUUUUGUCAUUCCUUUAAGGCAGUGAUGGGGAACCUUUUAGAACCUUCUAGGUAUGGAGUGCAAAGCCCUGAUUCUACCCUGUGCCCCCCCCACCCCAUUGAAUACUGUCAGCCCCUACUUCCCCUCUUACCCCACAUAGGGAAGGGAGAAAACACUCCCAUUGGGUUGAUGGGCAGAGGGAUGGGUGAAGUGAGUAAUGUCCUCAGCAAGUUUAGAGAGGGGGAGGGGAGCAACUCCAACAAUGUCCCUCUCCUUUUCUAGUAACAAAUUCUUGAAGCAUAGGGGGAGGGUGGCCUCAUGUUCACAGAGAUCUCUGUGUGCCAUCUUUGGCAUCUGUGACAUAGGUUUGCCAUUACUGCUCUAGUUCUGUUGUAACUUUUCCUUCAUCCAGUGGUUAGGCUUCAUUAGUGGUUAGGGUCGCUUAGCCUCUGGUCCUUCUUGGUAGUGAGUUAACUUAUUUCCUCUUAGGAUCAGUGGUAGGAUAAGCCCAAAAUUUUCUUACCCUGAGUGGAAAUUUCCCAUGGCACCUAUAUCAGCACCAACCUAAACAUCUGUCAGAGAAAAGUCCUUUGUUAUGGCUCUUUGGUCUAUACCCUUCUCAAGAGAAAUCUCUUCAUUUGCAUGACCACAAGUUUUAAUAGUUGCCCUUCAGAUUUCAUUUCAUGGUCCCUAAAAACUGAGAGUUCUGUCUCUAGCUACUGAAUGAAUUUUAUUUUGACUCUUAUUAGGCUGACAAGAAAGAAAGAAGUUGUUUCAGGUAAACUCUGAUCCAAUCAAAAGAUGCUAAUGGGAUUUCCAAAAGGCAAUGAUGAAUAUAUAAUGGUGUGGGACUAGAAUUCAAGAGAAAUAAUUUGGCUGGAGAGAUCUAUCUAGCUAAGAAGAUAUAUCUAGCCCUAAAGUUUCAUACAUGUAUAGGUAUAGGUAUAUGUAUAUAGAUACAUCUUUCUCUCAAUUGCUAUCUAUUGAUGAGAUAAUUUGUAAAAAGCACUUAGCACAAUGUCUGGCAAAUAGUAGGUGCUACAUUAAUGCCUAUUCUUUCCUUUUCCUUCUUUCCUUCCUUCCAUAUCUAUAGUACAUGCAUACAAAGAUAGAUGAAAGAUAGAUAGAUAUAGACAGAUAUAUAGAUAGAGGCAUAUUUAUGGAACAUAUAACACUGUUAUAUGUAGGCAUGAACUUAGAAUCCUCUCCCCCCCUUUGCAGCUUAUAAAGAGAUUAAACUUUGUGUAGCUCAUCUGAAAAUUUUAAAAGGAGUGAGACUGGCCCAUUUUCAUAUCAUUGGAUUAGGAAAGCAUAUGAAGAUGGGCAGAGACAAUGGAUUAGCCAGGUGAUUUAGGGAAUGCACCCUGAAGAGAACAUUCUAGGAGAGAAUAUUUGUAACUUGAAGUAGGUAUCUUGCUGUUUGGAAGAUGUAGGCCUUAGAGCUGAAAUUAAGGAAUCUGACCUGAGAAUGCUUCUUACUGGUAAUAGGGCUGAUGAUUCUCUACCUAAGAAUUUCAGUUCAGCCACAAACUAGAGGCACCAGAGGCUAGGGCCAACUGCCAAAACAAUAUCCUAAAAAUAAAGGACCCAGUGUGUCUAGUGGUGCACAAUGUGCUGGGAUGGGUUUCAACCAUCAGAAGUAUCUUGGGGAUACUACAACAGGAGAUAAGGGACCCUGCAGUUAAAGUGUGCGUUGUACACCAAACGGUCUUCCUAUCAUGCUAGGUCUUUUGUACUUUCUCACUUUCCACAUUCAGGGUAUUUGUGUACAUAUGGGCCCAAAAUUUAUAGUCAGGGACUUUUCUAUUGUAAAUCUUACUAUGUUAUUCCAGUAAACUUCUUUGCUUUGAACUAAUUAUAUCCUUUAGCUGGCUUUCAAAAGGGAAACACAUUGGUGGGGGCUCAAGACAUAUUGUAGGAGUGGUAGAUUUCACAAAGUACCUUGACCUUGGGGAACCUGUCUGAAAUUGGGAUAAAGCUCAAACAAGGCAAUAUAUACAGACUUGGUAAAUCCUUGUAUAUGGAAUUACUGACCCCAAGGGGACUGAGAUCAUCAAAAACAUGAGUGUAGAGGAUGAAGAGAGGAAGACCCAUGACAGAGGACUUUAAAAAUAAUCAUGCUGAGUAGAUGGGAAAAUGAUAAUGAUCCAGCAAAGAUGACUGAGACAGAAUAAGUCAGACAGGAAGGAAGAAAAGGAGAGAGAGAAGUAAUAUAAAACAAGGAAGAAGAGAUAUCCAGCAGUGUCAAAAGGUACAAAAAAGAUCAAGUAAGUUGAGGAGUUAUUCUGAGUCUUAGAAAUGAGUUUGGAAACAUAUCUUGAAAUGUUAAAAGGAGUGAGGGAGGACAAGGACAUCAGCUAAGAAGGAAAAAAAAAGUCUAGUCUAUAAAGCAAGCCUUCCACAUUUGAACGCAGUUCCAGACACUUCAACAUAGUCAUAAUGGAAUUGGAGAAGUGAAACUAGAAAGCAGGAGAGUGGUUGGAGGGUUACUGUAUGUGGAAGGAUUUAAAAUGAAUAGGACUUCUUAGUCUGGAAAGAUGAAAGCAUAGGAUUAAAAUAUACGACAGAGUAAAAGACAUAAUGAAUUCAGCUUUGUUCAUCAAGUUCUGGUGCACUUGAACCAGGUGGCACCCCAUCAAGCUUGAGAUUUAAAUUUAGGACAAAUUAAGGGAGUAAUACUUUCCUCAAAGAGAAACUGACUUAUGGAAUUCACAUCCCCCCAAAUUGAUACUGGUGAAAAAUUAAAAUAGCUUAAGUAGGUAGAUGAGGGUUUUCCAUAAUAAGCCAUUAUACAGAUAGAAUGUUUUUUAUUGUUGAUGUUUCUUUAUCUGCAAAAUGAGACUGCACUAAAUCAACUAUAAGAUCUUUUCUCUCACACAUUCUAAGAUUCUGGGUCACGGGGGACAAUGAUAGUGCUACAUGUUCAUAGUAUAUUUCUUGUGCCAUUGUUCGGAACAGAAUACAGGCUAGACUAUGGGUCUGACUGUCAAUUUAAUGUUCUUAUUAUGUUCACAAGAAAUUGAAGUAUGAUUUGAUUAUUUGGGUUUGAACACAAUAGGGAACCUUUAGGACAAAAUACUAAGUGGAUAGAAAACAGAACCGACUAAACUGGGCUAGGGGAUCAAAGAAAAAGUUUUAUCCCAAGGGGUAUUUGAGGGCAGUAAAGACCGCCCUGAAUCUGAUGGGUGGCCUAUAAAUACAAUGACCAUCUGUCCUGGAUUUUCUGGGCUGCCAUGAUUUCAGAUAUUUUAUCUCAAUAAAUCAAAUGACAUAUAAGAUAAAUAAGAACCAAACGGUCCCCCAAUCUUUGGCAGAACAGGAGUUCUAAUUUGGGGUUCUGAAAAUAUGGUCAUUGUAUUAUCAUAAGCCAGAAAAAGAACAAGCUUAUGCUAAAGGGCUAUUGGUCAGUAUCCUUGAAAUUUGAUGGGCAAAGAAGCAUAGCAGGAAAGCCCUGGCGAGUGCUCCUAGUGGAGAAGAAAAAGACAUGGGCCUUAAAAGAGAGUGGCAAAAAAGGAUUGCCACCGAGAAUGAACUGAUGAGUUUGGGGGCCUCUGCUAUAUACGAUAGAAAGCUUCCUGGGUAAAUGGGGGAUGCGCUGAGGCUGUUUGGGGAUUCUUCUGCCUUGCAUAAUAUGGGCACGUUUGUGUAUUUUUCAGGUUUUUUUUCCCCCUUCAUUUCUUCUACUUACUCUGGUUCAAGUGUUCCUAUUACUCACAAUUUGGGGACAACGUGGAGUAAAAUGCCUGGGAGUGAUGAGGGUGGGAGAAGGGCUAAGUCUAACAGCAUUCCACCUACAGGUUCCUGUCCAGUUCCUACCCUGGUGGAGGCAGGGAGGUCGGAGGUGGGGAAAACCAGGCUUUGCCCUGGCCCGUAGUUACUAUUAAAGACACAGUAGCCAGCAGCAGCAGCCGGGCAGUCUGUACGUGUGGCAGGCGGAGUGUCUCUGGCUGUCAGCAGUAGCAGAGAGGGGAGGGUCUGCGGCUUGGCGUAGCUGCAGCAGUCUGUGUCGGGCUGUAGUCUCUAUGUGUGAAUGUGUGUAUGUGUGUAAGUGUGGGUGCGUGCGUGCGUGUGUGCAUGCAUGCAUGUGUGUGGAGGGUGUGUGUGUCAAAGAAUGAGUGGCUUCCUGUCUGUCUCUGCGAGCUGGGCUUGCCAUCGCCGGUGAUUACUGUUGUUAUUAUCUCCCGAUCACCAGCACUAGCAGCCCACCACUGUUGGUGGUUCUGGCGGGGGAGGGAGAAAGUGAGACUCAGUGUCAUCACCAGCCUCUGGAUCUAUUGUCAGGAGAGGAAAUUGGAAUCAAACAGCAGCAAGAGGCAGCUGGGCGGUCACAUCUGGGAAUGUAAAAUCAACGUCCCCCUCCUCCGGUCUCACCCUGGAGCACUUCAGAAAGCACUUCUGAGAGCCUCAGCCAGAGGUUUCAUUUUGAACGGAAUAUUUACGAAAACUGGAGGAGAAAGGGGGGUGGGGUGGGCUGGAAACAGAGACUGCUUUUUUUCCAGGGAUUUCUUUCAUGGGGAUGUGUUCAAGGCAAGAGAGAAUUCAGAAGGAUAUCGACAUUGUGAUUCAGAAGUCCAAGGCAGAGAAGGACUGCCUGUUUGCAGAUUUCAGAUACUCAGACUCCACUUUUACUUUCACCUACGUUGGAGGCACCAAAAGUGUAUCCUAUUCAGUACAUGUAUCAGAAGAUUAUCCAGAUAAUACCUAUGUUUCAAGUUCCGACAAUGAUGAAGAUGUGCUAGUUACCACCGAGCCGAUUCCUAUAAUUUUCCAUCGAAUAGCAACAGAAUUAAAAAAACCCAAUGAUAUUCCUUGUUGUUUAUCCAUAAAAUCAAAAUUACAAAAGGAAAAUGGAGAGGAGUCAAGACAAAAUAGUACUGUGGAAGAAGAUUCAGAAGGAGACAAUGAUUCAGAAGAAUUUUAUUAUGGAGGGCAGGUGAACUAUGAUGGGGAACUUCACAAACACCCACAGCUGGAAGCUGAUUUGACAGCAGUGAGAGAAAUAUAUGGGCCUCAUGCAGUUUCUCUCAGGGAAUAUGGAGCUAUUGACGAUGUAGAUAUUGACCUGCAUAUUGAUGUCAGCUUUCUUGAUGAAGAGAUUGCUGUGGCUUGGGACGUGAUUCGUACAGAGCCUAUAAUAGUCCGCCUGCACUGUUCACUUACACAAUAUUUAAAUGGCCCAGUGCCCACUGUAGAUGUGUUUCAGAUUUCUACAAAAGAAAGAUUUGGAUUGGGACAUCAAUUAAAAAAAAUCAUGCAGACAUAUGUUACACAACAGUGGAAACAGAGCAAAGAAAAAUCAAACUGUCCACACAAUAAGAAGCUCUCGGAGAAGAAAGUGAAAUCCCCUCUUCACAUAUUUUCUACCUUGCGCAGGUCGCCGAGUUAUCCUCCCCCCGGAUGUGGUAAAAACAAAGCCAAACUGAAACCCGAGCAAGACGGCAUCUCCAAGACUCAUAAGCUGCUCCGAAGGACUUGUUCCAGCACAGUCAAGGCUGAGGACGUGUGUGGGACCAAGUCCCACCGGACAUUUGGCCGCUCCCUGUCCAGCGACCCCCGCGCUGAGCAGGCGGUGACCAUUAAAUCGCACAAGCUGCUAAGUCGUCCCUGCGCUGCAGCUGUCAAACAGGAAGAGUGCAUCACUCUAAAGCCACAUAAACUAUUGACUCGAUCUUGUUCAGGGGACCCUCGAUGUGAGCACAACAGCACGCUGAAGCCCCACAAACUGCUAAGCAGGUCUUACUCUAGUAACCUGAGAAUGGAGGAACUAGACGGGCUCAAGAAUCACAAGUUACUCAGCAAGUCUCACCCCAGUGCCCCCAAGUCAUCCAAAACCGAGCUUUUCAAGGAACCUAUCGCAGAGGGCAGGAGACUCUCUCUUACCUCAGGGCUUAUUGGUAUCUUAACACCAUCUACAUCUUCAUUGCCCCAGACUGCUCCAAAUUAUAAUGCAAAAUGCAUUCCAGUAAGAGACCGAGGCUUUCUUAUUCAGACAAUUGAAUUUGCCGAGCAGCGGAUACCUGUACUAAAUGAAUACUGUGUAGUAUGUGAUGAACCCCAUGUAUUUCAAAAUGGUCCCAUGUUAAGGCCUACUGUGUGUGAACGUGAGCUUUGUGUAUUUGCUUUCCAAACACUCGGUGUAAUGAAUGAAGCUGCUGAUGAAAUAGCAACUGGGGCUCAGGUGGUAGAUCUGCUUGUGUCCAUGUGUCGUUCUGCUUUGGAAUCCCCCAGGAAAGUGGUUAUUUUUGAGCCAUAUCCAUCUGUAGUAGACCCCAAUGAUCCUCAAAUGCUGGCCUUUAAUCCUAGGAAAAAGAAUUAUGACCGAGUAAUGAAAGCAUUGGAUAGUAUUACAUCUAUUAGAGAAAUGACACAGGCACCAUAUUUGGAAAUCAAGAAGCAGAUGGAUAAACAGGACCCCCUUGCUCAUCCUCUAUUGCAAUGGGUUAUUUCAAGUAAUAGGUCGCAUAUUGUGAAACUGCCAGUUAACCGGCAAUUGAAGUUCAUGCACACUCCCCAUCAAUUCCUCCUUCUCAGCAGUCCACCAGCCAAAGAAUCCAAUUUUAGAGCUGCUAAAAAACUCUUUGGAAGUACCUUUGCAUUUCAUGGCUCCCAUAUUGAAAACUGGCACUCCAUCCUGAGGAAUGGCUUAGUUGUUGCUUCAAAUACACGACUGCAGCUCCAUGGUGCAAUGUAUGGGAGUGGAAUAUAUCUUAGUCCAUUGUCAAGCAUAUCAUUUGGUUACUCAGGGAUGAACAAGAAACAGAAAGUGUCAGCCAAGGAUGAGCCAGCCUCCAGCAGUAAAGGCAGCACUACAUUACAGUUACAGAAAAAAGGACAGCAAUCCCAGUUUUUGCAAAGCCGUAACUUAAAAUGCAUAGCCUUAUGUGAAGUGAUAACAUCACCAGAUCUGCACAAGCAUGGAGAGAUAUGGGUUGUCCCAAACACUGAUCAUGUCUGUACAAGAUUCUUCUUUGUUUAUGAAGAUGGUCAAGUAGGAGAUACAAGCAUUAACACCCAAGAAGGAGGCAUUCACAAAGAGAUUCUCCGGGUAAUUGGUAACCAAACUGCAACUGGCUAAAGGACAACAGUGGUUUCACUAUCAUGAUUCGAAAGCCUUCCUCGGUUUCAAAGCUGGAUUUUGAACUGAAGAAGAUGAAAAAAAAUUGUUAUUAUACACAAAAUUAACCCUUUGAAUACCAAUUUUUCUUAGUAUUUCUAAGUCUCAUUGAAAUACCUAAAAUGGUAUGCAAUUUACCAACUGUAGGGAUAUGGGAUCUAGUAAUAAAAUUCAACAGCACUUAAACAAAAGUUGGGGCUGCUCACAAUAAAAAAGAUUUAAAAAGGAGUUUUGUGCUGAUAUUUUUAUAUUAAACUCUUUAAUUGGACAUUUUGGUAUUAUAUACCGGCAUUUUAAAUUUAGGUUAACCAAAAUAGAACAGAGAGAAUAUUUUCUAAUGGAGCCUACAUCUAUACAGGAUACUUUGCAAUAAGUAUUAUGUUUGUACAUUCUGAUGUACUAUAUUUAUUAGUACUAUGGAGCAUUAGAAUGUCAUGGAAGGGAUGUUACUUAUUCUAGUUUUUUUUUCCUAAUGCAAAAAAUAACUAGGAUUUAGAUACAGUUCCUUGCCAAAAAAGUAAGUAUAUAUGUGUUUUGCAUAUAUAUGCAUAUAUGUGUGUAUACAAAUAUUACUCUACAUAUAUCUAUACAUGCACACACACAUAUAUGUGACCACACUGAUGGUGCAAAUCUAGGAUCUUAUCCUCAUCCUGUAAGAAGACAUAACUUCAUAAUCAGUAAAUCUGGAUCUAAUCAAGAUAUGAGCCAACUCCUAGCCCCUUCAUUGAAAUUAUGGGUAACUUUCCAUUAAAAAUAUUUGUGUACAAUUUUUCUAAUUGCCCUCAUUUUACAUAAUAGGCUAGUGAAAAUAUUGUACCUGUUCAACUUCCAAUAUGCGAAAGUUCAUUAUUUAAAGUUCACCAUUUUGGGGUAUUGAUAAAUUUCUACAUGAACUAAUUACAAUGUUUAAUACUCAAAUUUGAUGGUCAUUUAUUCAAUCAAUUCCUGAAAUUUUUUUCCAUUCCUCCAAUGUGAACGGAAGCAGUGUUGGUCAGUGGGAAAAGGACUGAACUAGAUUUGCAGGAGGCUAGUCUUGGCCCUGUCACUAACUUUCUUUGUGACUGUGGGCAUCAAUUUCCAUGUCCAGAAAAUGGGACCAGGUGGAACUAAAUGAUCCCUAAGGUCUCUUCGAACUCUGACGUUAUAUGAUUCUAUUUUUAAAGUAUUACAAUACUUUUGUGUUAUGUCAGGUUUUUUACAUUUUUCCAUCUAAUAAAACUUAUUUUUUUUCAUAUUGAGAAAGAAGACAUUAAAGCUUCUUUUAUAUUAAAAGAAAGCCAAUAAGUUUAUAAAUUACAGAAUCCAUUCAAACACCAGCUUCUAAAGAGUCACAUGCUUAUGAAAUCAUGCCUCUUUCCCCAUAUCCCAAGGUUGAUGAUGGAGCUUAAUUGACAGUAUUCCAUUUACUGAGGGAUCUUUGUGAAAUUGGGCCAUUCCUGCCAGCACUUACACUGAUGGGACUGCCAUGCAAUUCUGAGCCUGGAAUCAAGGUUUCUAGCUAAUGCUAUUUAUUUCAUUGACAUAAACAUUAAUAUACACCCACCCAGCCCUAUACAUCAACUCUCAAUCAUCUCUAACUCCAAUAUAUCACAAUCUCAUGUGAAAAUAGCCUCUUUGGGGCAUUUAAAUGAUUAGGAAAACCAUCCUCUACAUACAUGAAUUCAAGCAUAAAAACUGUUAAUGAUCAAGUUUGGAAAUAUUGAUCAUUAUGAUAGCAUCUGCUUACACCUGAUUACUGUUGAUCUUUGCAAUUGGAUACCUUUGGAUCCAUGCCUUCUCCGGCUAAGAGUUGCCUUUAGAGGAAGGAGGUCGAAUCCCCAGUGUGAAUGGGUUCAUUUGGGGAGCUUUCUGCAGAGUAAGAGAAGACUCUGCAUGUCUUUACGUAGCCUUUCCAGCUCAUCAAAGAAGUACAUGUUUCACCUACUCAGUCUCUGAGAUAUAUGAAAAGCACUAAAUUAGCAUUGGAAUAAGAUGUACAUUUUGUCGGCCUCCGGAAAAGAAAUCUCAUGAAGUAUAAAAGUAAUUGCCAAGUUAACAAAUGAAGAAAAAAUAGUCAUUAUAUUUAAUGCUAAGCGACUGAACAUCAAUGGAGCAAAAUCUUUCUUUAAUCACAUUAAACAAAAUACAUUCUAAUGAUCUGAGUAAAACAAAAAAAAACCCGAAGCCCUCUCCUAUGUUAGAUGAUGACUUGAGCAGUAUUAUAUUGCAGAUAUGAUUAAUUUCCAGGUUAUUUGUCAAGAUUAGGUACGAGAAUGAUUUAGCUGAAUCUUCCUGGGCAAAGUAUCUAAGCAGAGCUCAUUUUUAAUGAUCAAUUUGCAAACCAUACAUAUGUGGUGACAUUGCUGUCUAAUUGGAAAGAGAGUGCCACAUAAAAUUAUCUGAAUCUAAAUUCAUUUGCAAAAACUUACGGAUUGAGGAGAUAUUGUGACUCAGAAAUCCAGGGGGUUACUUAACACUUUACUAUUCAAGGGGUUAAAUAUUCUGGUUAUUUCUCAACUCAGUAGCCCAAUUUAAAAAUAUUUGUUGAGUACUGACUUGUUCAAUGAUUCUAGAUUUUAAUACUGUACUAGUGUUUUUUCUUAAUCACUUGAAAAUUGUUUACUGAUGCUGUAUAAUAUAUUAAUUUUGUACACAUUGAUACUGAAGAAGAAUCCACUGAACAAGCUAAUAAAUUAUUUUCCUCCUUGAGAUGUGAUCAGGUACAGGAAAUGGAGUAGAAAAGACAAAGACAAGAGCUGAUUUAAACAAUCUUAUUUCUCCUUAACUUCCUAUGUAAACAUUUUACUACUUAAAUGAAUGUCUUUUUAUGACAUCAUUUGUGACAAGGGAAGAAAUAUAUUCAUACAAUAUUUGAAAAGGUUAAAAGUUAAUGAUGUACUUAGAGCCUGUUGACUUAGAGUUGGGCAAUUACAUUUUCAUGAAAAAGGUCUUGGUUUUUGUUUUGUUUGGGUGUUAGUUGGCUUUGGUAAAUUGUUGAUAGAAAUUAAGGGGUUUUUAAAUUAAAAUUUGAGAUAAAUACAUGCAACUUUAAAUCCUUAUUUAUUGUCAAGUAAUUUUGAAUCACUAAGAUGAACCCUGAUGCUCAUUUCACACAGUAGAUACUUGUUCUAAGAAAUUUUAAGAAGUCAUAAAUUCUUCAAUUUUCUUCCCCGCUGGCAAAAGUAAACAACAUUAAACACAUAGAGUGAAGAUUCAUCAUUCGAUGAGUAUGAUUAAAUGGAUUUUAGAAGGUUGAAAUACAAGUACUCUGAUGUUAUUAAAUAUAGUAUGUAUGCCAUGGGGACAGACAAUUUAAGGGACAGCCUUCCUAGUCCCUGUUAAGGAAUUUGGGUGAUUUGCUUAUUCUGUACUUUGAUGUAGCAUAAAUUUGAACUCGACCCCAUGGCUUCAUUCCCCGGAAUGGAAAUUAACGUCAAGUUGCUUCUUUGGGCAUUUUGGAUCUAAUGGCUUAGGAAAUAGUGUAGUGUAAAUCGGUCUCGACUGGACUGAAUGUUUCAUUACAACACUACCUCAGGAUAAAAGAGAGGCCAGUGUUUUGCAGGAACAUGAGGAGGAAAGAGAAUAUAUCGCAAUUUGGAGAAAAUCGUCAGUUGCUUUGUAAUCCAGCCAUUCAUAGGCAAAGUGAGCAUCAACUUUGCCCCUCUUAAACUCUUGAGAGUACAGUAAAAUGUCUGUUUCAGGCAUGUCCCCAAACAGAGAUAUGCUUAAAUCCCAAACUAACGAUCCCCUAGUCGAAUAGCUUUCUACAUCGACUGGUUUUUCAUACACUUGGUGAAACUUCAAGCCCUGUGGAUGAAAAUUAGGAGGAGGAGGAAAGAGGCGACUUGUUUCAGUUUGCCAACUGAAGACUGGAAAUUUGGGGGCAGUUGAUUCCUAGUGAUUUUUAUUUUUUAUCACAAUGUAGAAUUGAUGUAUAUUAUUACCCAGCCAAUAUUUCUUUGAAGUUUUGUAUACAGUAUGAUAUAUUAGGUAUAAGUUUUUGUAGGUCAAAAGAAUUUAAGUAGCUUUUAGACAAAACAUAUCUAGAGUGUGAAAAAAGCUGUGUUGAAGAAUAGAUGACAUUAAACAUUUACCAGCAAGUCAAUAAAAAUAAUCCUGAUACAUUCAACAUAAAUUAAUGUUCUAAAAUUAUUUUUUCAAUUUGCCCAAUAUUUAUUGUAUCUUUUGAGUAAAAAAAAAAUACAGUCAUUCCUUUAUGUAAACAUUAAGGUAUGCCUCUGUUUCUUUAACUAUACAGCCUUCUUGACAAAUUUCUUGAAUUUUGUGCACAAAAUAGUAUUGCAGCCUGCUAUUUAGCCUCUGGUGCCUUAGAGUUAUUAUAAAUAUUUAACAAUAUGUACAUAAUGUAAAUACUGCCAAAAGAUCACUAAGGCCAAAUAUUUUCUCUAUUCACUUUUUACGGCACUUGCUUUCUAUUGCUACUUUAGCCUCUUUUAUCCAGCUUUGUAACAGUUAUAACAUUGUAGCCAAUGUAAAUGUUUACUUUCAAUAAAUCUGAAUUUGUUCAACAA
Messenger RNA from Monodelphis domestica (gray short-tailed opossum), 13347 nucleotides. NCBI's taxonomy places the organism in Eukaryota, Metazoa, Chordata, Mammalia, Didelphimorphia, Didelphidae. The record is from RefSeq and is a predicted model, not a curated record.